CGCUGCGCGCGGCCCCGGGUUCCGCCACGCCCGCCAUGGCGGCGGCCCCGGCCGGCCCUGGCACCGCCUCCGGGUGACGUGCCGCGGGUCACCUGACCCGGCUGCGGGCUGAGGAGACACAAGGGAAGUCGCUGUCGCCAGAGUCGGAGCCUUCGCUGUAGCCCGGAACCUCCGGGACCCUCCGCGCCGCCAGCCAGUCCCCGCGCCAUGCCGUCGGAGAAGACCUUCAAGCAGCGCCGCACCUUCGAACAAAGAGUAGAAGAUGUCCGACUCAUCCGAGAGCAGCAUCCUACCAAAAUCCCGGUGAUAAUAGAGCGAUACAAGGGUGAGAAGCAGCUUCCUGUCCUGGACAAAACCAAGUUUCUCGUACCUGAUCACGUCAACAUGAGUGAACUCAUCAAGAUAAUUAGAAGGCGCUUACAGCUCAGCGCUAACCAAGCCUUCUUCCUGCUGGUGAACGGACACAGCAUGGUGAGCGUCUCCACGCCCAUCUCGGAGGUGUAUGAGAGCGAGAAGGACGAGGACGGGUUCCUGUACAUGGUUUACGCCUCCCAGGAGACGUUCGGAAUGAAAGUGGCAGUGUAAGACCAGAAAAAUGCACCCAUUCUAGAACUUUUUAAACCCUUACCAAGGAAAAAAAAGGGAUGUUACCAACUGAGAUUGAUCAGUUCAUCUAAUCACAGAUCAUCAAAACAGUAGUGUUCGCACCUCCUAGGGUUUUAGGAAGUUGUUUUUGUAUUUCAGACAGAAAAACUGAGCUCCACAUGGGCACAUUCAGCUUUGGAAAACUAUAUCACUUAAGCUAGGCUAUCUUGUUUUCAAAUCUUAGAAGUUUAAAAAUAAAAUACUUUGCAUUCUAAGUUGCCAACACAUAGACCUUCACGUUAUUUUAAUGCUCCUUUUUCCCCAAUAGGAACUUGCAAUUUGAGCAAUAAUUUAAAGACGUUCAGAGAGACACUGAGUCUUCUCCUUAGUUCCCAGAACCUGCCACCUUUUUAUAGAAGGGUUUCUACUCAAUUGGAGAAAUCUUCCUCAGGGUAUCUUUAGGCAAAAGUUAGUCAAGCACGAUCCCCCGAAACACAGUAGCUGUCAUCGCUGGCACAAAAGCAGGGUGGACAGGGUGAGUAGGGAAACAACUCUGAACUGCUGCUCGAGGUUCCUGACUCUCAGCAGUUUACCCCAAGUCCACGCUCUCUGGACAGUUACGGAAAAACACCACCACUCAGUAGGAACCUGGAAUAAUUUAUAAUUUUCGUCUAGUUUCUUAAGAGGCCCCAGAGAGAAAGAGUGGUAUUUCUUCUUUUGGAUUUUCUCUAAGAGCUCAAAUGAGUGCCUGCGUUGGUAGAUGAACAAGCUGCUGCAGCACCAUCAUUCCCAGGACAGUGGCAGGAAGUUUUCCCACGGAGCCGGAAAAUUAAAAGCAUUAAAAUUCA
Molecule: messenger RNA, 1433 nt
Organism: Lemur catta (Ring-tailed lemur)
Lineage: Eukaryota; Metazoa; Chordata; Mammalia; Primates; Lemuridae
Gene: MAP1LC3B
Product: microtubule associated protein 1 light chain 3 beta
Exons: 4
Coding region: 208-585 (125 amino acids)
Biological process (GO): macroautophagy; cellular response to nitrogen starvation; autophagosome assembly
Cellular component (GO): cytosol; autophagosome; autophagosome membrane
Molecular function (GO): ubiquitin protein ligase binding
Source: RefSeq, a predicted model, not a curated record